AUGCCCGAACCAGCUAAUAUUACUGCCGCGCCCAAAAAGGGCUCCAAGAAAACCGUCCCCAAGACCGCCGGCAAAGGAGGCAAGAAGCGCAGAAAGUCCAGGAAGGAGAGCUACGCUAUCUACGUGUACAAGGUCCUGAAACAGGUCCACCCUGAUACCGGGAUCUCCUCCAAGGCUAUGGGCAUCAUGAACUCCUUCGUCAACGACAUUUUCGAGCGUAUCGCUGGUGAGUCCUCUCGUCUGGCUCACUACAACAAGCGCUCCACCAUUACCUCCAGGGAGAUCCAGACCGCCGUGCGCCUGCUGCUUCCCGGUGAGCUGGCCAAGCACGCCGUGUCCGAGGGUACCAAGGCCGUCACCAAGUACACCAGCUCCAAGUAAAGCGCCUUAGUCGCUCUGGCAAACCAACGGUUCUUUUAAGAGCUACCCACCUUAUCAAGAUAAGAUAAUUUUCUUCUUUUUAAAUAUUAGAUCUGAAUAUGUUAUACACACUUUAUCUAAGUAGCUUCCCAUGUUUGUAAUACUUGACUCUUUACCUUCUUUUAUUUAUUUAUUAAUAUAUUACUGUUUUUGGGCCCUGACUGCCACGGAGCGAGCGUUACCCAGAGACACUUGCGGCCGCGGUGUUAAUAACUGUUAGUUCUUUGUUGUACGUGUUUAUUGGGUUUGUUUAUGUUUGGUGUUCUGUUUAACGAUGUUAGUUUGUGCAGAGUGUAUUUGUUUAUUUAAUCUAAAACCUACCGUAACCGUGUAGCGCGGGGUUAGGGAUAACAUGGCUACAAUAGCCGGAAGUAGAUGGAUGUGUUGACGUGUCUUAAACCGUGUAACUAAUAAAGAGAUGAUCCUGUUGUCA
Messenger RNA from Trichomycterus rosablanca, 853 nucleotides. RefSeq names its product histone H2B-like. The record is from RefSeq and is a predicted model, not a curated record. Gene Ontology annotation, cellular component: nucleosome. Bases 1 to 381 code for a protein of 126 amino acids. Lineage: Eukaryota; Metazoa; Chordata; Actinopteri; Siluriformes; Trichomycteridae. The transcript has 2 exons. Gene Ontology annotation, molecular function: protein heterodimerization activity; structural constituent of chromatin; DNA binding.